Globicephala melas (long-finned pilot whale) is the source of this 993-nucleotide messenger RNA. RefSeq names its product T cell leukemia homeobox 1 (gene TLX1). The record is from RefSeq and is a predicted model, not a curated record. Gene Ontology annotation, biological process: regulation of transcription by RNA polymerase II; animal organ development. Gene Ontology annotation, molecular function: DNA-binding transcription factor activity, RNA polymerase II-specific; RNA polymerase II cis-regulatory region sequence-specific DNA binding. Lineage: Eukaryota; Metazoa; Chordata; Mammalia; Artiodactyla; Delphinidae. Gene Ontology annotation, cellular component: nucleus.
AUGGAGCACCUGGGUCCGCACCAUCUCCACCCGGGCCACGCGGAGCCCAUCAGCUUUGGCAUCGACCAGAUCCUCAACAGCCCGGACCAGGGCAGCUGCAUGGGGCCCUCCUCUCGCCUCCAGGACGGAGAAUACGGCCUUGGCUGUUUGGUUGGAGGCGCUUACCCUUACGGCGGCGGGGGCCCCGCGGCCGGGGCGGGGGCCGGGGGCGCGGGGGCCUAUGGCGCUGGAGGCCCGAGCGGCCCCGGUGGCCCGGCGGGCGGCGGCGGCGGCGGCGGCUGCAGCAUGGGCCCGCUGGCCGGCUCCUACAACGUGAACAUGGCCUUGGCGGGCGGCCCCGGUCCCGCCGGCGGCGGCGGCGGCGGGGCGGGGGCGCUGAGCGCUGCGGGGGUGAUACGAGUGCCCGCGCACAGGCCGCUAGCUGGAGCGGUGGCCCAUCCUCAACCUCUGGCUACCGGUUUGCCCACCGUGCCCUCCGUGCCUGCCGUGCCGGGCGUCAACAACCUCACCGGCCUCACCUUUCCCUGGAUGGAGAGUAACCGCAGAUACACAAAGGACAGGUUCACAGGUCACCCCUAUCAGAAUCGGACGCCCCCCAAGAAGAAGAAGCCGCGCACGUCCUUCACGCGCCUGCAGAUCUGCGAGCUAGAGAAGCGCUUCCACCGCCAGAAGUACCUGGCCUCGGCCGAGCGCGCCGCCCUGGCCAAGGCGCUCAAAAUGACCGACGCGCAAGUCAAAACCUGGUUCCAGAACCGGCGGACAAAGUGGAGGCGGCAGACCGCGGAGGAGCGUGAGGCCGAGAGGCAGCAGGCGAACCGCAUCCUCCUGCAGCUGCAGCAAGAGGCCUUCCAGAAGAGCCUGGCGCAGCCGCUGCCCGCCGACCCGCUCUGCGUGCACAACUCCUCGCUCUUCGCCCUGCAGAACCUGCAGCCGUGGUCUGACGACUCGACCAAGAUCACCAGCGUCACGUCAGUGGCGUCGGCCUGUGAGUGA